This is a messenger RNA of Musca vetustissima, 414 nucleotides long. Its product is annotated as ras-related protein Rac2-like. The record is from RefSeq and is a predicted model, not a curated record. NCBI's taxonomy places the organism in Eukaryota, Metazoa, Arthropoda, Insecta, Diptera, Muscidae. Gene Ontology annotation, biological process: small GTPase-mediated signal transduction. Bases 1 to 414 code for a protein of 137 amino acids. Gene Ontology annotation, molecular function: GTP binding; GTPase activity. The transcript has a single exon.
AUGAAGGAUCCUUCCAAAAAAAUGUUACCAAUUAAAUGUGUAAUAUUGGGUAAUGGAAAUGUGGGCAAGACCACACUAAUCGAAACCUAUUUGACCGGAAAAUAUAUGAAUCCAGCACUGUUCUCGUGUGGUCACUAUUUUACUAAGGUCCAAUGCAUGACAGGUGAAUUUCUGAAUAUCUGGCUGUGCGAUACAAAAGGUGCCGAGGACUUUGAUCGCAUAAAUCGUCUAAGAUAUCCGAACAUGGAUGUUUUCGUUAUAUGUUUUAGUGUAGAUCGUCCGGAUGACUUGUGUUAUGUUUAUCUAAAAUGGUUACCGGAAAUUCGUGAACACUGCCCAGCAUCGGUACCGAUUAUUUUGGUGGCAACUAAAGUGGAUCUGCGUAAUGCGAUACAAGAGACACAGCGACGAUGA